Molecule: messenger RNA, 2077 nt
Organism: Scatophagus argus
Lineage: Eukaryota; Metazoa; Chordata; Actinopteri; Scatophagidae
Product: glycosylated lysosomal membrane protein
Exons: 7
Coding region: 47-1237 (396 amino acids)
Cellular component (GO): lysosome
Source: RefSeq, a predicted model, not a curated record
UGUAGGAUGGGUCAUGUGACCUGCGGCUCCGCUCAUCACAACAAAGAUGGCGGCUACGAUGAAGCAGAGUUACGGAGUUUCUUAUCUGGUUUUUCUGUUUUCUGUCUUCACUUUUUGUCAGAGUUUGGUCAGCGGAGGAGAAACGUUUAAAAGAUCGUUGUCGGUACAGCUGAACCCCAACUCCUCCUCGCCACCUCCUGGUGGUGACCUGCUGCACGUCAGAGCCGUGGGAGACAACGACACGCUUCACUUCCUCUUCUGCAGCCAGGGGGCGCCGACACUGCUGCUCGUCCACACCAACACUUCUUCUUCUACUGUAAAGUUGAACUGGACGCAGUUCUUAGAUCGUAACCACAGCGGCGGCCUGAAGGUGGAGCCAGAGUCCAGCAUUCUGUACAGCACCGCCAUUGUCUUCAGCAGGUUGUUGGAGUACGACGACAUUAAUGACACGGCUGAUCCCACGCCAGACCUUCUCCGUCCCUACGAGCUGCAGGACUUCAGCUGGUCUCGUCUUAACCUGUCGGGUCCGACUGCUCUGCUCUGUGGAGCCGCCGCCAACUUCACCAGCGGGUCACUCUGCCUGCAGUUUUCAGCGUUUGAGACAGAGGGACGAGGUCCAUCAUGGCCCCGCCUCCUUCACACAGCUAACUCCUCCCAGUUGGAGGUGUGGCUUGAUGGUGUGUCGCCACGCGCAGCUCGUUCCAGGUUUUUACUGGAGCUGCAGGCGGUGGGUGGGGUUAAUCCUCCGAGCAGAGUGGAGGUCCAUCAAUCAAUUGACGAUGAGUUCACGCCGUCAAUAUUCAAGGUGUCUCAGUGGGUUCCGUCGGUGAACGGCAGCUCUGAUGUUCUGGGUUUCGUCCAGUGGAAGCCAGUGGCGUACCGUCGGUCUGAUCCUGCUCUGGAGGACGCCACGCCAUGCCGCCACUCUGACCCCCGGCCUCAGAGCAGCGAGUUGGUGUCUGCAGCAUCCGGUCUGAUACGAGCAUUCUACACAGAACCAGAAUCAUUCGGACUGAACGUGAGCUUUGGCAUAGCAGGAGAACCGUUCUACAACAGCACCAAGUUCCUCAGCUGGACGGUGUUGGUGGGCUCUGGCUCUCCCUCUGUUGACUCCUUCUCUCCGCUGGUCCUCAGCCUGAUGGCGAUUGGUCUUGGAACUCCCACGAUCCUCCUGCUGCUGGGAGGAGUCUGCAUCUGUUCCCGAAAGAGGACAGCAGCCUACCAGCCAAUCAACUGAUGAGAAGUUUGUUUUUAAAGACUUAGGUGACGUCACUCUGACUGUACAGCUAAUCAGGACCCAGGACGUUUUCCAAGAUUUUAUUUUCUUUUAUCUGUUUUUACCGGUGAAACAUCUCUCCUCAAUAAUUCUGAUAACUCAUAAUCUUUUUCAAUGACACAUUUGUUUCCUUUGUUUUUUAAACUAUUAUGCUGGUGUUUUCCUGAGUUUGUAUCAUCAGAUUCUUCAUGAUCACAAUACUGUCUAACUUCCUAAUUUUAAAAGGUGGACUAAGGAAACCAGGACUCUGUGGAGGAACGGGUCGGCGUUUUGUUUUUUUUGGGUUUUUUUUUUUUGUCUGUUAUUCCAGUGAUGGACAGCAGAUGGCAACAGUGCACCAGUAAACAUGCAUGUAAACAAAGUUACAUUCGAGUCAAACAGGAAACACUGCAUGUGAAGAGAAGCGUUUCUAAGGUUUUGCUUCUUGAGUUAAAGUCCUAGCAAAAACUGGUCUCUUUAUUAAAGGUUUAGUGACACCCAGUGGUGAGGAUGCAGACUGCAACAAACUGAACACCACCCGUGUCCUCGCCUCCUCCGUCUCUAGAGGCGGUGUUUGGGUUGUCCAUUCGGGGCUACUGUAGAAACAUGGUGCACUCCGCCAGAGGAGCAGCUGCCCCCUGUAGCUCUAAAAGUUUCAUUGUAAGGUAGUGAAAACAUCAUCAUGAAUUCUUACAGCAGAUCCUGAUUCCGACACAGCGGACCUUUAAAGCAGUAAAAUCUGGUGUUCAAUACGCACGUUUUAUUUUUUCCAUUUUUGUUCACUGUUUUUGUGUUUAAUAAAAACAACAAAAAAAAGUUAAA